Molecule: messenger RNA, 666 nt
Organism: Scylla paramamosain (green mud crab)
Lineage: Eukaryota; Metazoa; Arthropoda; Malacostraca; Decapoda; Portunidae
Product: fatty acid-binding protein-like
Exons: 4
Coding region: 87-491 (134 amino acids)
Biological process (GO): fatty acid transport
Cellular component (GO): nucleus; cytosol
Molecular function (GO): fatty acid binding
Source: RefSeq, a predicted model, not a curated record
CUCCCACGCCGCUCCCACCCAUCACUCUCCGCCAGCCCUCGUGACACCCGCACCUGCACCCACGUCCGCCAGCCACACCGCCCACCAUGGCUCCUCCUUUCGAUGGAAAAUUCCUCCUGGAGACUUCUGAGAACUUCGAGGAGUUCAUGAAGGCACUUGGUGUUGGAAUCAUGCUGAGGAAGCUUGGCUCCAGCAGCAAGCCUACCGUAGAGUUCUCCGUGGGCGACGACGGGACGUGGGUCAUGAAAACAGUCUCCACCCUGAAGACCACCGAAGUCAAAUUCAAGCUGGGAGAAGAAAUUACCGAAACCACACUCGACGGCCGGGAAUGUAAGACGGUGUUCACGCUGGAAGGGAAUAAGCUGACCCAGAUGCAAAACGCGCUGAAGGGCAAGAGUGCGAAGUACGUGAGGGAAUUCAACGAUAAUGAGAUGAUCACGAUAGCGGAGUGUGAUGGCGUGGUGUCAAAGCGUACCUACAAGCGACAGUAAGCUCACCAACACCCGAGUCACUACAAGCUUAAUGAAACAGCAGCUGGAGUCAGGACUAAUAAUCAAAUGCAAACUACUAAUAAUAAUAAUCAGAAUGCCAUCCUCAUGGACAACACAAUAACAACAAUGUGCUCUUUUAUGUAGUAUGAAGGAUAAAAUAUAACUUUAAAAUAUA